CCCAAUGCCCCUAGUGGUCAUCAGGACAGUUGGUGCAAAAGGUCGAUGCACUGGAAGUUCAUCUCCAACAUUUUAAAUGUGAUUAAUUAAUCCUCUUCUCUUAAAGGAGCCGACCCAUAGCCCUUCAAUGCACUCCAUGGGGCAGGGGAGGAGGAGAGAUGCAGUGUGGCUGCCAGCAGCAAACAGGAGAGCAGCCAUUUUGGAGACCACGCGCAGGUUCAAGAUGGGGGUCUGCAGUGUGUGCUUUCACCCCCUCAUAAUCUAAGGCAACACAAACUGGCCCAAGUUGUUAUCUGAGUCAUUGAUAAACGCUUCUAACCUUUGCUUUGAGGGCUGGUGGAUGUGAAUGUGUGGCACUCGCAGGGCUUGUUAACAGACAGCUCUCCCCCCACCCACCCCCCGGCAGCCCCGCUUCGCCUGGAGUGCAAAGCCCAACUGACAUCAAAGCAGCCGAAUGUCUAAUCCUGUUUUGAAUCAGUGCUAGUGCAUGCAGAGAAUAUUAAACAGGGAAUCCAGUUGCAAAAGAAGUGGUGGUGGGGGGAAUUAUCUUUAAUAUCCUGAGAGAGAGAGAGUGAGCAGGAAAGGCAGAGAGGGAAAGAAGAGAGAGAGACUGGAGGAAGAAGGGAAUGGUUUUCAGUGCAGACGGGUUGACACAAGGGGUCGUGCAAGACAGCUGAGCGGAGGGAAACGGGCAAGAUGGAGCAUGAGAGGGCCGCAGCUGGUGGCAAGGUAUCAGAACAAUGGUUCAUGCCUUUGCUGCACUGAAUCUGGAUCUACAGGCUUGAAGCCCUGAAGAAGGCUGCCUCCCACCUGCUUUGGGGCUGGUAACUCUCUAGGAAGAACUGAAGACUUGUUGAGACACCCUGCCUUAAACAAGAAAGGCGGAAGACAAGACCCUAUGUUUCCUGGAUCUUUUAACAGACCAUUAAUCUCCCCUUCCUGACUUUUCCAAACAGCUGAGAUUCAGUCCCCAAGCACUGAAUUAUCAUUCAUUUAAAUGACUGCAUAUUCUUUAACAAGGCUUCAUCUCCAGUCCCUUUUAAAGGAGUUUUACUCCCAGUAGCAUUUAUCAUCAUUGUCAGAUACUUCUUUUUUUUUAAUGUACUGUGGGAUUUCUGAAUAUAUUUUCAUUUGUUGAGACCCCCGCCCCCACCACUUCUCUGGAGUUUAUCUUGACAAGUUAUCACAAACACACACACUGAUGGCUUCGUAAAUCGAAGAAGCAGCUGCCCUUAUUCAUGAUGGGGCGAGAGCAGGAGCUGAUCCUAGCUGUGAAAAAUGGGGAUGUACCUGGUGUACAGAAACUGGUGUCGAAGGUCAAGGCAUCCAAAAGUAAACUCUUGGGAUCUACUAAACGGCUGAAUGUGAACUACCAGGAUGUGGAUGGGUUUUCAGCACUUCACCAUGCAGCCCUGGUUGGGAGUCUGGAGCUCAUUUCCCUACUGCUGGAGGCACAGGCCACUGUGGAUAUCAAGGACAUUAAUGGAAUGCGCCCACUACACUAUGCUGCCUGGCAAGGGAAGGUGGAGCCAGUGCACCUGUUGCUACGGGCGGCUGCUUCAGUCAACAUGGCAUCACUGGAUGGACAGAUCCCACUGCACCUUUCUGCACAGUAUGGCCAUUAUGAGGUGUCAGAGAUGCUGCUCCAGCACCAGUCCAACCCAUGCCUCAUCAACAAAGCUAAGAAAACCCCCCUGGACCUGGCCUGUGAGUUUGGAAGGUUGAAGGUGGCCCAGCUGCUUCUGAACAGCCACAUGUGUGUGGCUCUGCUUGAAGGCCAAUCCAAAGACACAAGCGACCCAAACUACACUACUCCUCUACACUUGGCAGCCAAGAAUGGGCACAAGGAGAUCAUCAGGCAGCUUCUGAAAGCUGGAAUUGAGAUCAACAAACAAACCAAGACAGGCACUGCCUUGCAUGAGGCAGCAUUGUAUGGGAAGACUGAGGUGGUACGCCUGCUACUACAGGGCGGCAUCGACGUCAACAUUCGCAAUACCUACAAUCAGACAGCCCUGGAUAUUGUGAACCAGUUCACCACUUCACACGCCAGCAAGGACAUUAAGCAGCUACUACGAGAGGCAUCAGGAAUCCUGAAAGUCCGAGCUUUGAAGGAUUUUUGGAACCUCCACGACCCAACAGCUCUCAACAUCCGUGCUGGAGAUGUCAUCACGGUCCUGGAGCAGCAUGCUGAUGGGCGCUGGAAGGGCCAUAUCCAUGACUCCCAGAAGGGCACUGACCGUGUCGGCUACUUCCCUCCCUCCAUCGUAGAAGUCAUCAGCAAGCGGACAGGCAUGACUCUUCCCCGCAUGGUGCCCUCACACCAGCGCCAGAGCCUUGCCAAGGGCCAGCAGGUUGCCACUGCCGCCCCUCACGGUGGGCUGCAGCCACAUACAGAUGCUUCUCCACCUGCUUCGCCGCAGGCACCCCUUGGCCUUCCCGCAGCCUGUGGCCACCUCACCCUGACCAGGACGGCCCCAGCACCCGAAAGCCCAGCAGGUGAUAGGAACAGUGUGGGCAGCGAGGGCAGCAUUGGCAGCAUCCGGAGUGCUGGCAGUGGGCAGAGCACCGAGGGCACCAAUGGGCAAACCACUGGGAUCCUCAUUGAGAAUGUGAAGCCACUUUCAGCUGGUGGUGAGGAUCUGCAACCACAUCUCUUGGGUUCCAAUUCUCAUAAUGGCCAGACAAACCCCAUGAUAGGGACCCUGGGACCCCAGAACCUCUCCAACUGCAACACCAAGGACAGGAUCUUCUCCCAUCAGUACCUACGCCCAGAGCAACUCCUGGAGGGAAAGGAUGCUGAAGCCAUUUACAACUGGCUGUGUGAAUUCCAGCUGGAGGGCUACACAACCAAUUUCCUGAAUGCAGGCUACGACGUGCCAACUAUCAGCCGCAUGACUCCAGAGGAUCUCACAGCCAUCGGGGUGACCAAGCCAGGCCACAGGAAGAAAAUCUCCACUGAGAUUGGUCAGCUCAGCAUUGCCGAGUGGCUUCCCAGUUACAUCCCUGAUGACCUGACGGAGUGGCUGAGUGCCAUCGGACUCCCCCAAUACCACAAGAAGCUAGUGAGCAAUGGUUACGACUCCAUUACCAUUGUGACAGAUCUGACGUGGGAGGACCUGCAGGAGAUUGGCAUCAACAAGCUUGGCCACCAGAAGAAGAUCAUGCUGGCUGUCAAGAAGCUGACUGACCUUCGUAAGAGCCUCAGUCAGGCUGACAGCAGCACUCUAAGACGCAAGAUCCCUGGUGCCCUGGACAUUGUCACGAUUGAGUCUCUUGAGAAUGGAGAGUGUCACUCUCCUCACACCCCCAAGAUGACCACCUUCCAAGACAGUGAGUUGAGUUAUGAGCUCCAGACGGCCAUGUCCAACAGCUGCCAGGAGACACUGACCAUCAAGAACACACAGGGCAUGUCGCGAAGCCAAGAGAGCAUUGGGGUGCGCUCCAGGGGGUCGGGGCACUCUCAGGAGAACAUGCUGUCCCAAAGCACGACCUCCAGUCACUCUCAGGAGAGCUUGGGCAGUGGUGAAAGCAGCAGUGGGAGUAGUGGCCCUUGCGCCCAGCCUCACCUCACAGAAAACUCAGCCAUUCCCCAGACUGGCCAACCCAGUCCGGACAACUAUGGAAAAUCUGGGCCACAGCUCAGUGGCCCAGAUGGAGUCAACGGCUACUCCAGCGGUUGUGCAGGAAGUCCCUUGAGGGAGAGAAAUCUGCCAGAGGGGAUGGAUCAGUACCAGAGACCAAGUACUCUGAAAGGGGAUUUCCUUCCCCACACAGCUCCAUCUGAGCCACCGAACCCAUUACCAGCCACGUCCCCCUGCACAUCACCCCACACAGCCAGCAAGGGGACUGCCCCAUACGUCUUCAUGUAUCCUCACGUGUCACUGAAGUCCCAGCCAUCACACUCUCCUCCUGUGUCUGAGCAGACCAAAGGCCCAGCUCGGUUCAGUCCCGAGAGGACCAUCCUGCAGUCAACAGCCCAGAAAGCUUUCUCCUAUCUCCAUUCCCACUGUGGCCCUGUUGAGCCACCACGUGUGCCCCCGAAGCCUGGGGCUUCCUCCAGUUCCAGGGAGCAGCACAAUGGCGAGGGCUUUAAGCACAAGAAACGCUCACACAGCCUGAACCGCUAUGCUCUGUCAGAUGGGGAGGCGGAGGAAGAGGAGCUACCCGCUAGCUCAGUGGGAUCUUAUGCUACCCUAACCAGGCGGACGGGCCGGAGCCAGGCCCCACGCACGCAGCCCCCACCGGACACUAAGGUCCUGCGCAGCCAGUCUUUUGCCAUCCGUUCUAGGAGGAAAGGCCCUCCGCCCCCUCCUCCCAAACGCCUCAGCUCAGUCUCCAGUGCACAGGCUGUGGAUGCAGAAUUUGAGCAGGGCCUAGAACAACAGAAAGGGCCCAUCCCUUCCCAAGAUGGAGGAGAGACCGCUCAUGAGAGGAGUUGCCCUGGGAGAAGUGUGGCAGCUAUGCUUGAGGGGCCUGUGGCGGAUGGAAGCCCAGCCAAGCUUCUUCAGUCCCCAAAGCCCCUGGGCUGUGGUCAGGAAGGGCCCGGCCCAGCAGGCCUACACAAUUCUGCUCAAGAAGAAGCCAGCAGGGCCGAGCUCAUUAGCAAUGGCAGAAGCCAGGUCUUCGAAAGCAGCACUCCCAGAAGACGAACAUUCAGUGAACCUGCAGUGACCAUGACGGAGGCUUUGCGGCACAGCCAUGAGGAUGUCCGAUCAGACACCGAGGAAGAGGCACCAACAGGGAAAGACAAUGGUACCAAGUCACCCGGCUCUUCCCAGAACAGCUCCAGUGAGUGCAUUCCUUUUGCAGAAGAAGGCAACCUGACCAUCAAACAGCGACCAAAGCCUGUUGGGCAGCACAAGGCAGAUGCUGCCCUGGCAGACUCCGAUUCCGCCCAAACUCAGUCUAGCAAGGAAGAGCAACAAGGGGGCCCAGCAAAAGAAACCCCAGUGUUGGAGUUCAACCUGACCGAAUCUGACACGGUCAAACGGAGGCCUAGGUGCAAAGAGAGGGAGCCCCUCCAGAACGUUCUGAAGGCUUUUGGGGUGGCUGCCCCCAGCCCAGCUGUGACAACCCCAGCUCCGCAAUACGCCCAGGCUCAGACAGUCAGCAUCGGUGGACCAUCGCUGCACGUGAUGGAGCCGCAGUCCACUGGAGAUGCUUUCGAUGAGAACAGCAUGGAACUCCAGAUUGCAGAGAUAGAGAAAAGCAUCCUGUGUCUGGAAAGAGGGAUCAAGAAGCCCCCCAUCUCUCUGAAACCAACCAGCCCAAUGCCACUGCAGAUGGAGAGGCAUGGAGGAUUGGUCCAGCUGAGAACACCAGCCCCAGGGACAGACCCCUCAGCCAAGCACACGUCUGUGGCUUCUAACAAGCUGGUAUUUUCAGGGCCAAAAACCAUCUACCAACAAGUCCUGCAGAACUCCCGCACCACAGUCGCCCCCUGGGCAGCCACUGAGAUGGUGUCAGAAGUGACAGGUCCUUACCCCAUGAAACUGGGGCUAGGCAGCAAACCAGCCUUGAGUUUUGGGGUGCCGCUUUCAAUGAGGCCUUUGAACACAUCUCCAGACAUCAUCCAGGCUCAGCAAAGAUUGGAACAAACUAACUCAUCUUUGGUGUCCACUUUGGAGGCUGCUGAAAAGAAAAUCACGGCCAAGGAGACAGACAGCCUUUAUGGGACAGCACACUCAGCCAAGAAUAUCCUGGAAGACAUCAGCAACAUGUUUGAUGACCUAGCUGAGCAGCUGGAUGCCAUGCUGGACUGAGGGUGGACUCCCCUCCGUGACGCUGUGCUGCGAGGUCACUCACUCACUGUGCCAUUUACGACAAGUGGACAGCCUGGGGUAGGAGUCCUGCAACCGAUGCUGGCCUCCCCUUCCCACACUUUGCCCCCUUGUUCACCGAACUGACCCCCAUGGGGACAGACUCCUGUUAUUUCUAGCCAGACAACUGCAGCCCGCCUCUUGCACACUCCAGGGCCAUUUGGGGCAGGAGCACUCAACACAUAGCCUCUGUUUCCCUCUGUGCACCCGAAGUGUGCCAGGCCUAAAGCCUCGCCACCCACAAGGUUGUAGCCACAAAGAAGUGCUGACUGAAGGCCCAUUACUUCAACUGCUGAGCAAGGUGGUUGCCGGAGGUUCCCGAGAGCUCCCUGUGAGCUCAGCUCUUCUUUCACGUACUACCACGGACACCAAUGCUUCUCAUGAAGUGUCUAAUCCUGUGUUUAUCAUUUCAUUGCUGCCAGUAAUGCGUCUGCUUCCUCUCAGGCGGUGACAAACAGCAGGGGCAUGGAGGGCCACCACCUCAGUGGCCAAACUGAAGACGAGACUAGCAGCUGGCUGAGCAAGACAAGUCCCUGCUGCUGCUUUUCCACACGCCAGUAGAGGAAGCAGCGUGUAAUCUGGGGGGAUUUAAAUCCCCUGCACUGCUUCUCCUUCCCCUCUCCCUCCAAAAGCAGCUGGCACAGCCCGUAGCUCUCAGCAGGAGCAAAAGGGGCUCAACAUUUCAACAACAGCCUUUUCAGGAGAACUGAAAACGACUUGACCUUCUUUCCCUGAGUAUCUUGGGCUCUUUCAUCGCAUAUGGGGUAGGCGGGCAGCGGGAGGGUGGCCUCCCCAUGUUUCUCUCUCAAAAGAAUUGCAGAGGGAAAUGCUGAUUAGUGGCAGGUUAUAGCCUAUAGAAUCCCUCUGGUGGCAAAGACUGUGUCAACUUACUUCUCACUGUAGCAACUUUUCCCCAGUUUCAAAUGCUCUUCACACACACACACACACCCAGGGAAUAAAACAGACAACAGUCAUUAGAACUGUUUCCUUUUUACAGAAAAUUUAAGCUGGCAAAGUUUGGGCCACUUCGUCCAUCUCCCCGUCCAAAGGAAGCCUUCAACUCUACCGCCUCCUUGCAAUGGGGAAGCAGCAGUCAAGGUCUCAGGUGCCGCCGGUGAUCUGCCACUCCCAGCCCUCCCUAGUAGCUGUUCUGCUCUGAACUUGGGCACCUCUGUAAAUAGGCCCAAGAGUGUGGCCAACCUGGCACUAGUGCCAGAAGCGAGGCUGGACAAGGAGAGCGGGGAAGGGAUGGUAGAAUUGCAACUGGUGUGCCAUAUGCUGCAAACAGAACUCCGUCCACUCAGGAGUUGUUUAAACAGAGUUAAGUUUAAAAUGAGGAAGAAUAUGUAUAACCCAAUCUUGAGACUUAAGCCAGCUUUACCAGUAUUGGAGGAAGUCCAUGGCAAAUCAGAGGAGGAGAUCAGAGCCUCUGGGAAGGCCUCUGCAGACAGAGCCAUGAUGCAAGGUUCUUUCCAGGGCCUAAUCCUGGAGUGGCAAGUACUGGCACUCUGUAAGGAGGUGACAUUCAAAUGGAGAAGGGAAAGAGUAAACCAUUGCUGGCAGGGCUUGAGAUCUACAAUGGAGCCUUUUAACACAUCUUGGCCACACAUCAUGUCUCUUUCCUUUUGGACUGUCUUUUUAUCCAUAGCAUCAAGUGAAUUAGUCAUCCUCUGGUUGAUGACUAGUACUAAAAGAAUGAUAUAUUUUUUAAAAAAUAGCUGCAACCAGUGGCACUUUAUAAAAAGGUUCUUUAAACCUUUUUAAAAAGAGGUUUUGAAUUUCUCAGCUGACGUAGGAUGAGUCCAUUUUUUCACUGUUGAUAAAACUGUAAUUUUUUUUAAAAAAGAAAUGUAUAUAUUUUUUAAAAAUGUCAUCUGUUAUAUAUUUACUAACCAAGAUUGUGUUGUAUUUUAGGGUCCGUUGUGGAACCAAAUUACUGUCUGAGCCACUUGGGGGCAGUAAAAUGCUGUUUGUUCUCAAUGUCAUGAGGGAAUUCAGUGUUUGGUUUUUUGUUUUUCAUUUUUGUCUUUCAGAGAAUGCUUAUUUUUUAAAAGAUAGUUCCUAGUUUUAAAUAUAUUGUAUGCUGUGUAAAUUAUGUACGGAUGCAAUUGUGGUCUAACCCAUUUUGGCCACAUCUGCUGAGUGCAGCAGGAAGUGAACUUAGUCCAGGCUAGCAUCAGCCUGGAAGUUUUGAAACCAUCGUUUGUGUUAAUCAUGAAUUUUCCACUAACAUCAUCAACUGCAACUUAAAGGCAUUAAAUUUGGGGGAUUGUUUCCCCCCUUUUGAUGGC
Hemicordylus capensis (graceful crag lizard) is the source of this 8110-nucleotide messenger RNA. It is a transcript of the gene CASKIN2, whose product is annotated as CASK interacting protein 2. Gene Ontology annotation, molecular function: protein binding. Lineage: Eukaryota; Metazoa; Chordata; Lepidosauria; Squamata; Cordylidae. The coding region runs from base 1239 to 5762 and encodes 1507 amino acids. The transcript is spliced from 21 exons. The record is from RefSeq and is a predicted model, not a curated record.